Messenger RNA from Cylindrotheca closterium, 1374 nucleotides. Lineage: Eukaryota; Bacillariophyta; Bacillariophyceae; Bacillariales; Bacillariaceae. The record is from the annotation of a GenBank genome assembly.
AUGGCAAUCUGUCCCAUGAUUGCCAAUGUAGACUUGGAGACGACGUUGCAGAUCACGGAUCCCUUCCAUCCACUGCAAGAUUGGAAUGAGGUGUCGGGAACUGCCAUGUCACCGACCCAAGUUGGACCUAGUGGAUACCCUGUCAUCUUUGGUCACAACGAUGGGCCUUCUACUGGAAACGCCUUUGCGGCCUGGGAUUCAGGGACCGGUAAGCGACUCAAGACCAUUCAUUUGGACGCGUCCUCCUCUCGUUUACCAAUAUUUCAUCAAGAUUGGGAAGACAUGACCAUUGGAAGCUGUGGAGGAGGACCACCACCAAAUCAUGCAACUGAAUCAUCUUGUAUAUAUCUGGCUGACACGGGAGACAACCGAGCACAAGGAUCUGGUCAAGAGACGCAACGCCCAAAGAAUCGACCAUAUACAAUCUACAAGAUUCGAGAACCAAUACUAAACAAUAUAUCCGACAAUGCGACUCUGUCCGUGGAAGAGGAUGUUUCGAUUCUUCAGUUUGAUUACAGUCAUGUUACGUCUCCCACCACCUUUGCCAAUUGCGAAGCUAUGUUCUUGGACCAUGUUGGAUGGGGCGGAGAUGAUGGCAGUACUAGUAAUAGUGUGGGUGAUUUGUACCUGGUGACAAAGUGGAAUCAAGACAAGAGUCGGAUACUGAAUCGAUUGUUUCAGAUUCCAGCCUCCGCCUGGCCUCUUCCAGGCCAAGUGGCAACCUAUUCCCCCUUUGCCGUCGGUGAAUACAGUGACACUAACAGCAGUUCUCAAGGAACCUUUUACGACUAUACUUGGACGGGCGCCGACAUGUCCUUGGAUGGGACCAUGAUUGCCUUGACGUGGACCAAUGAAACCCAUAUCUUUCCAAGAUGUCCCAAUCGAACGGUAGCCUCAACAUUGGCCAUGUUUGAUACGCAUUCGUGCGUCCAUUACCAAAAUCCACCUACAGGUGCCAAUCCUGGCAAUCAAUACGAGGCAGUUUCCUUUUCGCCGGAUGGUGCGAGACUUUUCAAUUUGGCCGAAUCUUGGGAUCCCCCCAAGAUUGUGACUGUGGACUUGUUGUUGUUGCAACAACAGCAACAACAGCAGCAGCAACAACAGCAACAACAAGGCUCCAGUCAUAGCACUCGCAAUAGCAACAAGCAGCACCAACAGUAUUGUUCAGGAGGCUAUUAUAAUAAUCCACCAUUAUUAGGACUCGACGAUCCCAUUGUCUUGGAAGGAGGAGGCGACGACGAGACCAAUUUGAAGGAGGACCGAGAAUUCUCAUCAGAAGCAGGAUGGUCCACUAUGCCGCCGCCAAGCUCUCAGCAACUCCUCUUGCUGCUGGUUGCCUUGACUGCGACGAUACGGAUCCUUUUUCAAACCUAA